GGAAUAUUUAUCAAAAUCAAGGUGAUUAAACAAGUUCAUUUGAACCAUGGAACUGAAUAUGAAUGCGACUGAAACGUUAAAACUUAAAAAACAAAAUUUGAAGAGACAUCUUGAAUUGUUUAAGGAAAUGAUUACCAAAACUCGUAGUGAGCAAAGUCGAGUAAAAUGGUCAAAAAUGCUUAAAUCUAUUGAAGCUGAUGAUACCAGCUUCCGUGAAAUCAAUGAAAUCGAAAAAGAAGUCAAUUUUCUAAAUUUACAAAAAAAACAAGCAAGAAGAAAUAAUUUUUUGAAUGUUUUACGAAAGACAGAAACAUCACUGGUGCCGAAUUCGAAUCUAAAAGAUUCCUCUGAUGCAUUAUCAAAUGAUAAGAAUCAAUCAAUGGAAUCAUCAUCGAAUAAUCAACGAAAAUUUAUUCCUUUAAAAGGUAAUCUAAUUCAUCCCAUACGUGGACUGAAUGUAAACAAGUUGACCAUCUCGAAUAAACGUUCGUGGUCAAUCGAUUCUAGAACUGAAGAUAAAACUAAAAUUAUUCCGAAAUUUCUAUCUACUAUUUCUGGCCAAUCUCUAUUAAAAUCCCCUUUUAAAAUUCCUAAAGUUGGAAAUCAAGAUUCAAAUGUUAAAACUUCUCAAAAUAAUCCAACAAAGAGCAACGAAUCGGAAUUGAAGGUCGUUAAUAUUUAUGAGACUAAAACUGAUGGGAAAUCCGAAUAUGCAAAAUCAUUUCCUGAUUAUAAGGAUUUAGUGGAAGACACAAAAAAAAAUACAAAAGAAAUCGAUAAAAAUUCUGAAAGCUCUUCAGCUCUUCCUUUGAUAAGAGUCAAAGGACCGGAAAAACUUUUCGCACAAUCCGAAUGGAGUCCAGAUAAAAAGCCUUUGGAAAGUCCAGGUACAUCACCACAAGAUCAGAAGUCUGAAACAGAAGGAAAGAAUUUGCGAAGUAAAAGAAAGGAAAUUGACAAUGAGCUUAGACGAAAUAAAGAAUUGCGUCGUUUACAUGAAGAUAUUGUUAAACAUGAUAUGCCACUCAAUACCAAACGUUCUUGUACUCUAAAGAGAAACAGUGGUGGUGACGAUUUGUCAAUGACUGAUGAUUCAUCUCAGGAUUGUCAAGAGUAUAGAAUAACUAGAAAAACAGCAGCUGAUGAAAGUUUAACAAGAAAAUCGGAAUCAAAAAGUGUUAAGGAACAAACGUCACCGUCAACAAGAAUAACACGAAAGAGAGCAGCAUUAAUGGAGACAAAUAAUCACGAAAUUGAAGAGUCGUCGAUGAAUAAAAAAAUUCAAAAGAAAGAAGAAUCGAAUGAUAUUGUUAAAAAUUACAACUUGAGGCCUUGUUCAAUUAAUAUUCCUGUCGUUCAACCAGAGAUGCUGAAGAAACCUAUUGUAAUGAAAGCAACAGCUAGAAAGUCAACAAGUAGCUUGUUGCAAAGUGAACUGUCUGAAACGAAACAAUUCUUCAAUAAAACAAAGUUUCCAGAAAAGGAAGAAGUUGAAGAGAAGGAGGAUGGCGACGACUCAAUUGAAAUGAAGACUGAACCAAAUCUUAAAGAAUUUAAAACAGUUUGGAACAUGGGAUAUGCGAUAAGUAAUGAAGAUAUUUGGUAUAAAUGUUUUGUUAAACAUUGUCGCAUUUCAACAAUUCAAAAGCACAAAUUUGUUGAUCAUCUUGAUAUGCGACAUCGAGAUAUAACUUGGAGUGGUUUUUGUCACACAUGUGAGAAGACAAUUUUGCCUAAAAAGGUAGGAAAUUAUUCGUUGAUUAAUGAGUUUAUUCAUAUGUCGGAUGCUCAUUAUUCACUUCAUAAUUUAUCGAUAAAAGAGCCGAAAUGUCCAAGCGUUAAAGAACCAUGCGACAUUGACCCUGAACUAAUGAAGGGAAUUGAUUCCAUUUUAAGUGAACUUCUUCCAGAAGAUAUUCUUGAAAAUUCCAAAAGUAAUGAUGAGAAAUCAGAAAAACCUCAAAUUAAAGAUCCUAAACCGCCUGUCAAAUCAAUUUCUAUGACUUUCCCUACUCGAACAUCUACAACAACAUCGCCUUCAGAAACAAAGAGUGUCACAAUUUCUAAAAAUAUUGUUGGACGUGUCAUAACUUUACCACAAAAUGCUCGUUUCAUUCCAAUGGGACUCAUAAAAGGCACGAAGUCAUCAUCAAUAAAGCCUCUUAAUAUUGUGAAUAAAUCGUCAGCAAUUGUUUAUCCAAGAAUGCCAGAAGCUUCAAUUGUAAAAGCACAACACAAGCCAAAUAUUCCUGUCAUGGCUGAAAAAAUUGGAAAACUUGAGAUUCAACGUCCAAUUCUUAUAAAACAAAAUAUAAAUGAGAAUAAAUUGAUUGUAAGUCGAAAUUCAACAUCAACAACAUUAUCUACUGGUGGUAUAAAGAAGAAAAAUGAAAAUCAAGAUGUGAACUACACUUUGGAAAUUUCAACUCCAGUUAUGGCAAGUGAAAAUCAUGAGGAAACUUUUGAUCAUAAACCAAAGAUGACCCAACUUCCAUCCAGGCCAGUAAAAACAUCAUCAGCAAUUGUUGAAAAAAAAGUAACAAAUGAUGAAAUGAAAAACUGUUCAACACAUCCACGAUCUAUUUCGCUUGCAAUUCCAGAAGUUACAUUAAAUAGCAUUGUCAUAAAUUCUCAAAAUAAUUUUAGAGAAAUUUUAUGUCCUUGGCUUGAGAGACCAACGCAGAAAGCAUUCCUUACAGCUAGUUUAAUGUUGACAUCAAAUGCCUUGGCUGCAACAUUCAAAUGCCUUGGAACUGGCUGCAGCUUUUACACAAGUUCAAACGAGGUGUUUCUUCAACAUUUGGGAUUUCAUAUGACAUGUACAUUGAGUGAUAGAAUUAACUUUUUAUCGUGUGCUUACUGCAAGUUUACCGCACAAAAAUCUCCUGAACAACUUAUCAUUCACAUCAAAAAUGAACAUUGUUUUGAUCGAUUUCUAUGCAGUUUCUGCUUUUAUCGUUCUUGCAGCGACUUAAAUGUGUUCAUUCAUCAAAAUACUUUUCAUAAAAUGAAAAAGCAUGCGAUUAUGGUAACGAAUGUUGAAAAGGUACGAAAUUAUCCAAAAGAACUGGAACGUGUGAAGAAACGAAUGACUGACGUUGUUCCACCAAUCAUUUGUGUGUUUUGCCGAAAUAUUUUUUACGUGUUCAAAACCUUUUUGAUGCAUCUUAAUGAGCAUAAUACAACUCUCAACACAAAAUGUACAAAAUGUGGAUUGAAGACAUCGAAAGGAUUGUUAUUGAAGCAUUUGAUGCAAUGCCAUAAGUUUGGAAUAUAUCAAUGUGUUUAUUGUCGUUUUGGUACGAAUACAGUUGAGAUGAUUCGAUCACAUAUUGUCAACGAACAUGGAUCACGUUUGCCGCUUUAUUGUGAACGUUCUCAAUAUAAAACACCGCCGCAUCAUAACGACAUUUAUUACAAACCUCCUGACUCGUCGAUUGAAUCAACUUGCUUGAGAAGUGUCAACGACUAUGUGCCUCCAGGGAUCUUACAUCGAUCAUCAUUGCUUUUACCAAGUUUAGGAAAUAUUGAAAACGUUGGAGAACUUGGAAAUAAUAUUGUUGUUCGUAGUACCAAUGAUGAUUGCGAUCCUGACUCAUCAAAUCGUGGCAAUCGUCUUCAUAUUACGGUAAGACCCGAACGUCAAACCGACAAAACCAAAACAAUUGUUGUACGAAAAAUUGGGCAAUCAACAGUGAAACCAACUACAAGUCCCACCAAACAGUCAAAUGAAUCUGAAUCAUAUCCAAAAAAAUCUGUGGGACUUCAAAUUCAAAAUGUGUUUUCCCUUUCAAACGAUUCUUCUCCAUCUUAAAAUUGUUAAUUUCUUUUUUACUAUUUAUACAAAAUUAUUUGCAGUUUCAUUUUUUUUCAUAAUUAUCGCUUCUAAUCUUUCAAGCAUGUAUGCUAAUCUUUUCAAUAUGUAUUGAUUAUUAAGUUUUCAUUUUCAUUAAUUAAAUAAAGGAAAUAAGUGAAGUUUUUCGUGUUAUUUUUCAUCUUUUAAAAAUAAUUCUUUCCAGAAUUCAGAGUGCAAUGAGAAAACUUGUCUUUAGAACGUUAAAACUUUGAUUUUGAAUCCAUCUUAAAACGAAUCCCGAGAAACCAAAAUUUACAUGUACGUUUCAAAUCAGCCAUGUGACUGAUUUCUCCAUAUAAAAAAUUGCCCUGAAUAUGUAGCUUUGCAAGUGGCAGUCAUAUGGCAGUCACAUGCAAAUUUUGGUUUCUCGGGAAUACGAAGCUAUUUCUUUCUUAUAAGAAUAUAAUUUAAUAAACAUUUUGGAAAAUAAAUAUAUUUUUCAUUCCGUGUGGUCAAGAUGAAGCAUUUAAUAUCAAUCAAUGAUCAAGAGU
Messenger RNA from Clunio marinus, 4347 nucleotides. NCBI's taxonomy places the organism in Eukaryota, Metazoa, Arthropoda, Insecta, Diptera, Chironomidae. The record is from the annotation of a GenBank genome assembly.